This is a messenger RNA of Esox lucius (northern pike), 8298 nucleotides long. It is a transcript of the gene nhsb, whose product is annotated as Nance-Horan syndrome b (congenital cataracts and dental anomalies). The transcript has 15 exons. The coding region runs from base 304 to 5700 and encodes 1798 amino acids. The record is from RefSeq and is a predicted model, not a curated record. Gene Ontology annotation, biological process: lens development in camera-type eye; cell differentiation. Lineage: Eukaryota; Metazoa; Chordata; Actinopteri; Esociformes; Esocidae.
CUAGGACCGGGGGAGGCCACCGAGGCCAACCUACGAUCAUUGGGGCAGCGCGGAUCCUCGUAUAUGCAGGCAGGCUGCCGCCACGCUUCGGCUGUAUGUGAGGACAGACGGAGUAAGAUCUUAGCAAUGAAAAGGAUGGAGGGUUUUGAAGGAGACAUUGGGAACUUUGGAUUGAGGAGAGGGGACGAGGGACGGAAGAGCUCCCGAAGAACGACUGUUUUUAUUAUUUUUUAAAUUUUUAUCUUGGAUAUUCUUUUUCUUUUUCCUAAGGGGGACUUAGGAUAAUUUUAUUGAUUUCUCAAAAUGCCAUUUGCCAAAAGGAUUGUGGAACCUCAGUUACUGUGCAGGCAACCGAUUCCAAAUGACGAAGGCUCGCUUAACAUCGAGGAUCUUUGCUCCAUCAACAAUGUGGUCCUCUCCCGGACCUUGCGGCAGCUCUCUGACCUGGCCAAGCACGCCUGCUCACUAUUUCAGGAGCUGGAGAACGAAAUCAUGUCCACCAACCAGAGAGUCUGGGUCCUGCAGAAUAAAAUUGGAAAGAUCCAACAAACCGCGAACGGUCUAGACCCCAAAAAGGAGGCUGUGCCGGUGUCUAACCUGGAUGUGGAGAGCAAGCUGACGGCACAUUACCGGGCCCCGUGGCACCAGCAGCACAACGUGUUCCACCCCUGCAGCCGGCCGCCAUGCGUAGAGGAGCUGCACCGGCACGCCCAGCAGAGUCUCCGCGCCCUGCACAGAGAUCACCGUCAGCGGUCGAACAGCCGCGAGCGCAGAGUGGCCAUCUCCAUCUCCGCGGCUCCUCCGAUGCCCUCCUUCCCCUCACCACGCACCCUCCGGAGGCAGGAGCAGAGAGGCAGACACAGCCGCUCGCAGCAGCAGAGACCAGAGAGAGAGAGAGAAUAUCAACCGCGGAAGGAGAGGCAGAUGAGGGAAACAGAAAUUCAGACAGUUCAAAGGAAGGAGAGACCUGUAAGAGAUGUUGACUUUCAGACUAUACAGAGAAAGUGUGACAGAGCCCGCUCACCCUCCCCUUCUGAUUGUUGCUUUUUGACUCCAUGGAGCAGAAAGGCUGCCACUACCACCGACUCUGGUGAAGAGGCUAUGGUGGGCCACAGGUCAAAGUGCGCCAUCCCCAACCCCCCGUCCACACUGGACAAGCAGACCAACUGGUCCAAGGCCCUUCCACUGCCCACCCCCCAGGAAAGGAUGAAGAGCGAUCCGGCUGUCGUCUCCUCCUGCAUCAUCCCCAUCAAUGUCACUGGGGUGGGGUUUGACCGGGAGGCGAGCGUGCGCUGCUCCCUUGUGCACUCCCAGUCUGUGCUGCAGCGAAGGAGGAAACUCAGGCGGAGGAAGACCAUCACAGGCAUCCCCAGACGGGUUCAACAGGACAUGGAUUCUGAUGAGUCUCCUGUGGCGCGAGAGAGGACAGUGAUCGUCCACGCCAACACACAUCUGUCCCUGUGCCAAGAGGAGGGGUCCCUCCGAGGAGGACACACAAAGGACUCCGGCUGCCAGACCGAUGACUGCCUCAUCGCUGCCGGUGGCGCCCCGUCGCGGAGACGCAUCCGAGCCCAGCGAGGCGGCCAGGGCGGCGUCCCCGCCUCUCUCUCCCACUCCACCGGGAACAUCUCCUCCCUCCCCGACCACCCGGACACCGCCAUGUACACCGCCUCCGGCUCGCGCCUCCGCUCGCGCAGCCUCCCGCGCGAGGGCGGCCGAAUCCGCGACGAAGACCAGGACGACAGUGACGAGGACGAGGACGACGAGGAGGACGAAGAUGACGAGGAGGAGCUCUCUCCUUACGAGACGGAGGACUUCCUGCCCGGGGCGGGGCCGAGGAUGUUGAAGGACGAGGAGGAGAGUACGGAUGACCAAGCUGGGCCAGACCUGCAGUUGGGCAGCCUGAAGAGGAUGCAGCACAGCCAGGGAGGGAGCCCGGAACACAUCUGGAUGGAGCGAGGGCGCUCCCGGCUGCCCCGGAAGGCGGACAUGGGAAGCUGCGAGAUCUCGUCCAGCUCUGACACCUUCAGCAGCCCCAUUCACUGUAUCUCCACCACAGGUGUUCUGGGAGGCCAGCUCGACCACAAGGAGGACCACCAGUCUUCCAGCGGAAACUGGAGCGGGUCCAGUUCCACAUGCCCCUCCCAAACGUCUGAGACACUCCCCCCUGCUCCCUCCCCUCCACUGACCGGCUCCUCCCACUGUGAUUCGGAGCUGUCGCUCAACGCUGCGCCGCAUGCUAUUGAUGACCUAACCGGGUUCAUCAUCGACCCUUACCACUCGGAUAGGCCGCAGGGCCAGGGUCAUAGGUCCUGCUCCUUCACCUCCUCAGCCACUGACCAGCUGGAUGACGCCGGGGUCAGUACCGCCAGCGAGGGGGAGUGGGCGUACCCCCAAGACCAGGCUGACAAUGACCAGGAGCAGCCGUGCGGUCAGGACUUCAGCCCCAGGCGUUCCUCCAGGGGCGACCAGACCAGGUUGAACUUCACCAGCAUCAACGCCUAUGAGGGCUUCUCCGACCAAGCGCCCCCUAGUACUGCAGCCGACUCCCAGGGCUUCUACUCCGCCGUGCACUUUGACCCCAUGCAUGGACAGAGUUACAGGAGCUACAUACACAACUAUGCAGUGGUGGGAUCUGGUGCUGACUGUGGCCAGGGUAGUACUGGGGCUGCUUGUCCUGGCGUAGGCGAAGGAAUGGAUGGGUACCCCCCCCAGACCUCAGAAUACAGGGGGGCCACCAUGACGCUAGGUAGGCUGUGUCGGCCGCUGAAAAAACCAAAGGCCAAGCCCCCCCCACCAAAACGUACCUCAUCGCUGAAGGAGGCGUGUGGAUCUGGCGCUCCGGAGAGCGUCCUCCCCGAGCCGAGCGACCAGGCGGAGCCAACGACACCCCUCAGUGGGCAGAGCCAGACCCAAACGCUGAACCUGCCUGUGUCCCCCAGAGAUCGGGAGAUGAGGCUGCAGCUGGACCUGACCUGCCCAGGACAGGCGGAGGUUGCUGGGCUGGAGGCCGACGUGGCUGUGGUGAGCGGUGGAGGAGGUGCCUGGGGGAUGGGGAGCCCCCGGAGCCCUAGGACCGUGGAGAUGACGGAGCCCACCUCCUUCGGCUCCACAGACACACACUCCUUCAAGAAUGAGGGGGCCGUGCAGUCCGACUAUGCAGACCUCUGGCUCCUCAAUGACUUGAAAUCCAAAAACAGCAGCGACCCCUACGGAUCGCUGUCCAACUCCAGCACUGCUACCGGUACUACUGUUGUCGAAUGCAUCAGGUCUCCGGUGGACACCUCCUCCUCUCCCGGUGGAGAGACCCGGGCCUUGGUGCAUUCCUCCGGCUCUGGUUCCAGCUCUUCCAGGCCCGCCUCGCCUCCUCUUCCGCCUGGGGAUGGGGACUUCAAGCUGGGGUCCCCUGAGAAAUUGGCUGGCCUUGCCUCACCCUCCAGCGGAUACUCCAGCCAGUCUGAGACACCCACGUCGUCGUUCCCGUCGGCGUUCUUCCCCGGGCCGCUUUCUCCGAACAGCGGGAAACGGAAGCCCAAAGUCCCAGAGAGGAAGUCGUCUCUGUCAUCCCUGCAGAACCAGACCCACUUCUCCAGCUCUGCCUCUUCCUCAUCCUCCUCCUCUUCCACGUCAUCCAGGAAGGACUAUGACUUCCCGGCUCCACCCACCCAACUUGACUUAAGUGCUCUUCACAGCGGCAGCCACAGCAGCCGACCUUUACCCAUGCUGGCCCACCGGACCCACAUGCAGACGCUGCAUCAGAACAAACAGAAGGCGGCUGCGGCCGCAGCAGCUGCAGCAGAGGCCCGGGCGGCUAACAAUGCAGCCGCUAAUGCUAACACUAGUGCUAAUGCUAACACUAGUGCUAAUGCUAAUGCUAUGGCUAGUGCAACCUCCUCUGGGUUUAGCUACGGAUCCGCUAUGACUCCAGAGGCCCCACUUGCUGCUAACCCCAUGGCCCUGGCCAUCACCCCCACAGUGUUGCGCUCGGUCCAGCUGCGCUCCACUUGCCAGAGGGCCGCCGACAGUGCUCAAGCCCAGUCUCAGGGUGCUCAGGGCCAGGAGCCUCCACCACCACCACAAGCUUGGACCCACGAGGCUAGAGGGGCCCCCGCCACAAGACCCAAAAUGCCCAGUGUCACCAUCGUCACCCCCCACUCUGACACCAACACAAGGCCCCUGCCACCAAGGAGACCGAUUGCCCAGAAACCCCCACCACCUCAGAUUCAGGACCACUACCAGAACCUCUCUCAGGAGCAGCACCCCCACUCUGUAACCCAUCAACACCCCACCCCCAUGCAGCACCCGGACGGCCCCCCGCCCUACGAGAGCCUGGCCAGACACCGGCAGGACCGUUACGGCCCUGGCACCUUCUGGGCCAUGACAGCUUUCAGAACCCGGCUGGCGGAACCCAUGGAACCUUUGGAACUCGAGGAACCCACGCAUCGAGCGCCGCCACCUACCCCGGAACCCAUAGUUCCAACCACACACCCAGAGUGCCACGUGCUCGGGGAACGGACAGAGGACGAAGAAGAGGACGAGGACGAGGAGCACGACAGAGAGAUCUCGAGGGUCAUGAGUCACAGUCAAGGCCUGAUGAGAGAAUAUCGAGAACGUAAUCAGAGGGAACAUCCGAGGGAACCGCCGACGUACGAGACGCUUGAGGAGUCGCACUCGUACCAGUCACAGUCUCAGUAUCACAGUAAUACUGUCCGCAGGUGCGACCUAGAACCAAGGGGCAGCCCCAACAAAGUGCCUGGUACAACCGCGGCAGCAUCGCAUCCUUACCCAAUCAGCGGCCUGAGAGGUGGAAGUGAGGACGACCAUGAGAUGACGCCGUUUGGGGUCCCUUCCAGAAGUGCCUCACAGGACAACAGCAGAGGUGACUCCACCACGCCUGAGACAGAGGACUACUUCAGCAAAGAUUCUACUAGCCCCAGUGAUAACUCCCUCUCUCCAAUGACAGACGAGACAACAAAACCAGACGAUGAUGUUGUCUUCACUUCGCCUAGCAAGUCCCGCACCACUGAGGACCUGUUUGCCAUGAUCCAUAGGUCCAAAAGGAAAGUCUUGGGACGUAAGGACUCUGGGGAGUUGAGUGGAAAGAGUCGUUUGUGUCCUCCUCCAGCUGCCGUAGUUCCCCCUGUAGCUGUCCUCCCUGCCAUCCCCCCUCCACCCCCGCUCAACAUCCCCACUGGCAGCACCCUUUCCCCCGCUGGGACCCAGCGUACCCCUGGGCCAAUCUACCGCAGCGCCAAGAAGUCCAGCACCUCCAACGAGGAGUUCAAGUUGCUUCUGCUAAAGAAGGGCAGCCGGACCGACUCCAGUUAUCGCAUGUCUGCCACGGAGAUCCUAAAAAGCCCCAUUGCCCCAAAGUCUCCUGGGGACCCCCUGUCAGCGGAUAGCCAAGCCAGGUACUCCACCGAGGACCCCUCCUCUCCCCUCCAGGAGCCCUCUUUGCAGGGGCCCGGAGAACAGCUAUUCCCUCCCAGCCUUCUCCCCAGGACCAACUCAGACAGCUUCAGCCCCAAAACCCUCCCCAUGUCGGCCUCAUCCAGACAGGGGCGCUCCCGGAUCCCACCUGCAGCUAAUAGCAGUAGAUACAGCACUCGUAGUCGGCUCUACACAGCACCCAUGCAGGCCAUAUCAGAGGGAGAGACGGAAAACUCAGAUGGGAGUCCCCAUGAUGAUCGCUCCUCAUAAGGGUCCUUAUCAAGGCAUGUUCGUAAGGGUCCUUAUCAAGGCAUGUUCAAAGUAGAGACUUACCGGUACAGUAUAUAUUUUAUACAUGAAUCUAGUUCAGUGCUGUUACUGAGAGAGAAGAACUAGCUACCCAAGGACUACAUAUGUGCAGAACUGAAGAAAACAACUCUGUUUAAAGAAAGUGUAUAGAAAGACAAAUGUCUUGUUUUUGAACUUUGAAUUCCUUUUUUAAAUAACCCAAGAUACUGAAUUGAGUGAAACAUGGACCAGAGAGGACGGCUGGAGGGGUGCAGUGUGUGUGUUGGUGCAAGAAAACAUCCAUUGUCAAGUUUUAUCUUCUGGAUGCUGAAUCACUUGUAUUUCAUGUCUUUACAUGACCCUAAAAUAAUUGCUCUCCAAAAUAAGUUUUUAAAGUACAAAAAAAAACUAAAGAACAUGUACAGAUGCCGUAUAUUUAUUUGAUUUGAGGUUUAAAAAAAAUCUGACUUGAUUUGCCAAAAUGAAAAAUGUAUCAACUCCCCCAAAAAAUAUAUAUUUAUAAUUAUUCACAUUUCCUGUUACUAUAGGAUAAUUGUCCUACAAUAGAAACUGGCUCAAGUAAAGAUCUCAAAUUCGUAAUUUAUUAAAGUAAAUGUAAAGAAAUUAGGUUUUGUGUUCCUGUGAAUUUGUGUGCCCAUGUAGUCCCUCUGAAUGUAGGGAUCCUGGUAAUGUGACACAAAAGGGAAAUAUUUGGUGUGGUCUUCUUAGACAUCAAGUUGGCAGCGGUUGAUUAUGUAACCUGGGACAAUCGAAUGAUGAUCUUUCUGUACAGGAGGUCCAAGCAUCAGAUUUAGUGACUACUCUAAAGCAGGUACAGAUAUGCAUAAGUAGGACAACUAAGGAAGAGUUAAAAGUAAAUGAAAUUCUUUACUAAUGGGGUCGGGCUGGCUAGCUGGGAGGGCCGAUAUGGAUUGGGUUUUCGAAACCUAACUUCUUCUUUGCACUUGAUAAUUAUGAAUUCUUCAAGAAUAUUCCUUGGGGGGAAAAAAGACAAAUCUUAUAAUAGAAAAAUACUAUUGUGUAUAUUUGUAUUGAAUAUAAAGACAUAGCUAUAUGAAGACUCAUACAAAACAUUUUAUAAAGACGCAAACCCAUCAUGUGUAGCAUAGAUAUAAAAUGACUACAUUCUAGAAUUGUUAAAUUCAAAAGUUUUGAUUAUAUUCCUAUCAAGGCGGGUGGGUGGUGAGGGCUUCAAUCUUUUCAUAGUUCUAUAUCGUCAGUAGUCUAUAUCGUCACAAAGCCCAACACAUAAAUCACUCUACCUUAUCAAGAACAACAAGAAGUCAUCUGCCAUUUAGAAAAUAUUCUUUUUUUUUUUUAAAGCUCUCACUCAAAAUGUUCUACUUCUAUUUAGUAUUUUCAGGAUUUUACCUAAUUUAACAUGACAACUGGGUUAUACGUUUAAAGUUAUAACAUUCUCGUGCACAGGCCAAUCUUGAAGAGUUGUGUUUAAACAUCAAAAGAGGAAAACAAACUGUAGAUCAAUGAAAUCACUCAAUGUAUUCUAUGAAUACCUCUGCAACCAUAUUGCUGUUUAUUUCUAUGAAUCGUACAUAGAGAUCCAUAAAUAGAUAAAUAUGACAACUGUUAAAAUACUCAGCGAAUUUGAAAUGCAGAAUUAACUGACACUGUGUAAGACUUUAUAGGAGAGGAAAAAAGCUGUGAAACUAAUUAGAAUUUUACAUGAUCUUAUCAUUAGUUAAUAUCCAUAGCUGCAGAGCACUGAUUGUGUUCGUUGUUUUAUUUGUAUUUUCAUCUAUCGCAUGCAAUAAAAGAAAAAAACACCAUAUCAUUUUCAGGAGUGGAGAUAUCUUCUAGAGAGAUUACCACAAGAAAAUAUAUCGUAUUUUCAGUUUCAUUUUUGAAUAUGUAAAGUUGUAGUGUAAUUCAACAUGUGUACAAAAUGUUUGACAAUUCUGUUUUGUAUAGUUGUGAUCAUGGACAGGGAGGUAUCUUGUACUGUAAAAUGAAAUUACUGGACAAUCAAAUAGAGAAUUUGGGGAAAUUGUGUAAAGAAAGAAGGCUAUAUUGGUGUAUGUAGGUUAAAAGCAAGGAAUGAGUAAGUUCUGGAGUUAGUCAAAAAGGCCUGGAGUGCAGUCCUCGAGAGAGUUGGAAGAACUGAGCUUGAGAUGGGACUGGAGGUAAGGUGUGUGUGCAUGCAUGCGUGUCGUCAGGUGGCCAUCCAGAAUCCCUACACAUUGGACAGUAUCUCCCCAUUUGCUUAUCCUCCUUUGUGUGAAAUAGCAGUAUUGCAGUCAAUUCUGACUCCACCCCCUUUUCCCAGGGCCCCGAACGAUGUCCAUUGGCCCGCCCGAUGGCAGGCAUGCGUGCUGCUGUGUGUUGUCGUGUAACUCUCUGUGCGUUUGUGGAUGUGUUUGUCAUGGGAACAGUGAGCAGAGCAGAGAAGGUAAGAAGGUGGGGUCAAAGGUCAGGUAGGGCAAGGCACUACAAUUACUCCCUGGUGUAUAAUUGUGUUCAGAAUCUAUUUCAUGUUAUCGUUUUACAAACUGUUGGACUAUAAAACUACAGCCAUUCCUUUGACUGGAGUUGAAAUGCCAU